CUCUCUCUGCGUGUGUGAGUGUUUAUAUAUGGGAAGCGUGGUGACUGCACUGUUUACAUACUGAAAUUACUACUGAGCAGUGAAUUAAAUUGGAUCUGUCACUCGUCGCCUCUCCGUCGUCGCUCUCAUCUGCAGCUCCUUUAUUGCCCUCAACUGUAACCAAACCAGCCGAUCUACAUCCCUCCGAUCUCAUUCUUAUGUCAUUUCAAGGACUUUCCGGCCUCCGAUCCCCUUCCGACCGCGAUCUCUCCCCUAAACGACGCCGUUACGGAGAUCGCGCCGCGUUGUCCUCCAGCCGCAUUCAAUGCGAUCUGUAGCCACCCGCCGUUGAGAUGAAUCCGCUCUGCUGCAUUGCUCCGGUCUCGAUCGAGCGCGAUAGAGCCAAUCCGGCGGUGGUGAAGCCCACGGCUCAGCUCGGGUUCGAGAGUUCUGUGAAAAAUGUGGCGUUUGGUUCGAAGCCUAGCUUUUCGACUCAGGCUUCGUCGGUCGGCGCCGAUUCGGACGGACUCUGUGCUGCUUUGAGUCACGAGGCCGAGGAGAGUGUGGUCGAGCCGAGAGAUUCCAAGGUUGGCGGCAGUGUGGCUGGGGUUUUGUACAAGUGGGUGAACUAUGCCAAGGGUUGGAGGGCGAGGUGGUUCAUGCUGGAAGAUGGAGUGCUUUCGUACUACAAGAUUCAUGGCCCGGAUAAGAUUGUGAUGAGUCCUUCGAGGGAGAAAGGCGUGAAGGUCAUCGGAGAGGAUUCUCUGAGGUAUAUGAAAAAAUCCAGCUGGAGCAGCAACAAUCGAUUUGGUGGUUCUGCUAAGCAAUGGAAGCCCUUUGGGGAGAUACACCUGAAGGUUUCUUCAAUUCGGGCUAGCAAGUCAGAUGACAAAAGGCUGUCAAUAUUUACGGGGACAAAAACUCUUCACCUCCGCUGUCUAACUAAAGAGGAUAGAGCUGCAUGGAUUGAUGCCUUGCUAGCUGCUAAAGAUCAAUUCCCCAGAGUUUUGACAAGCAUUGAUUUUGCACCAUCUGAAUACACUGCAGUUUCAACUGAUAAGCUACGAUCACGAUUAUUACAAGAAGGCAUUAGUGAAAUGGUGAUAAAAGAUUGUGAGUCUAUCAUGCUAUAUGAACUCUCUGAGCUGCAAAAUCAGUUGAAAGCUCUUCAACUUAAACACAUUAUGCUGCUGGACAAACUAAGGCAGUUAGAGACAGAGAAAAUUGAGUUGGAAGCAACUGUUGUGGAUGAAACAAAGGAGCGUAAGUCAUUUUGUGUAGAAGGGAAUGGAAGAUUCAGUGAUUUCUAUUCCAUCAUGUCGGAGGGCAGUGCAAGUGAUUCUGAUGCAGAUAAUGAAAGUCGAGAUGGAGUAGAUGUGGACACGGAUGAAGAGGAUGGAAUGUAUUUUGAUACAAAUGAUUUUUUGUCUUCAGAAUCUCUGAGAAGUGUGUCCUAUCGUAGUAGAGAGAACAUGGGAAAUGAUUGUAGUCCUCUGAUGCAUAAUAAGGAGUCACUCUUUUCUGAUCGUUUGCGUGAGGCGCAAAUGGAGAUAAAGCCAAUUGAAUACCCAUUCAUUAAAAGAAGAUUUAGUCUGCCUGAACCAAAAGAGAAAGAGAAGCCAGUGGGGUUAUGGUCAAUAAUCAAGGACAAUAUUGGCAAGGAUCUUUCUGGCGUUUGCCUCCCUGUUUACUUUAAUGAGCCACUAUCCUCCUUGCAGAAAUGCUUUGAAGAUUUGGAGUACUCAUACUUGAUUGACCGAGCAUUGGAAUGGGGAAAGCAGGGGAAUGAUUUGAUGAGAAUUUUAAACGUUGCAGCUUUUGCUGUGUCUGGUUAUGCAUCCACAGAAGGUCGCCAGUGCAAACCCUUCAAUCCUCUUCUUGGGGAGACUUAUGAAGCUGACUAUCCAGACAAGGGUUUACGUUUCUUCUCCGAGAAGGUAAGUCACCACCCAAUGGUUGUUGCUUGUCAUUGUGAGGGUAGAGGCUGGAAAUUCUGGGCGGAUUCUAACCUUAAAGGCAAGUUUUGGGGACGUUCUAUCCAACUUGAUCCUGUGGGGGCACUGACCCUACAAUUUGAAGAUGGUGAAACGUUUCAAUGGAGCAAGGUCACUACUUCUAUAUACAAUAUCAUAAUUGGAAAAAUCUAUUGUGACCACUAUGGUACUAUGCGAAUUAAGGGCAGUGGCAAUUACUCUUGCAAGCUCAAAUUCAAGGAACAAUCAAUCAUUGACCGAAACCCUCAUCAGGUUCAUGGAUUCGUGCAAGAUAAUAGAACUGGGGAGAAGGCAGCCAUUUUGGUAGGAAAAUGGGAUGAAGCGAUGUACUAUGUACUUGGAGAUCCAACUAUAAAGCCAAAGGGCUAUGACCCAAUGACAGAAGCUGUUUUACUGUGGGAAAGAGACAAAUCUGUUACUAAGACAAGAUACAACUUGACACCUUUUGCAAUAUCCUUAAAUGAAUUGACACCUGGCUUAAUGGAGAAGCUGCCACCAACGGACUCAAGAUUGAGGCCAGAUCAACGGCAUUUAGAGAAUGGGGAAUACGAGUUGGCGAACACAGAGAAGCUCAGACUUGAACAUUUACAGAGACAGGGGCCUCCCCAAGUCAAAUUGUGUGGUGAAGCUUUGAUCUCAAAGUUGCUUGACAGAAGGUGGACAUUGCUUAACCCAGAUACCAAGAUUCACCAAAUAGUAGUUUCUGCCAUGCAAACACAAAAUCAAGAUGAUCCACUUGGAAAUACGUUGUUCACAAACAACACUAGUCCAUGUUUUGGGGAUAGCAUGAUGAAAAAGAGCAGUCUACAAAAAUCCUUCUAUGUUGUGAGGGAUGAUUUGUUGCACCCACUUGUAAAUGGUAACAAGGCCAGAAAACUUGAUGCACUGUUUCCUCUUGUUGAAGAUCAUUCAGUGACUGAUGUGGUUACAUGUGGAGGUUGUCAGAGUGCACAUACUGCAGCAAUUGCCGUUUCAUGUGCAGAGAGAGGGAUAAGAUCACAUUUGCUUCUUAGAGGAGAACAGCCUGCAAUUCCUACUGGCUAUAAUCUGAUUUCUGCACUAUAUGGAAAUGUCAUUUAUGUUCCAAGAUCUCUUUAUGCCAAUAGGGAGGAAAUGCUUGCUAAACAUGCCGAUUUAAUUGCAGGCUGUCAUGGUUCUGUUGUAUGGCUUAGUGAUAUUUUAGAGGCUUCCUUGACUACUGAAAUAUCUGGUAGUCCAAAUUGUGAGCAAUUGGAUGCUAGGCGUCCUUUCAAAAGGGCUUUUGUUGUCAAUGAAGGUGCAGGAGAUGCUGUAGGCUUACUAGGCGUCAUUCGCCUAGUAAAAUACUUGUCCCAAAAUCAUGUUUUUGGAAGGGAGCAGCCUGUUAAAGUUGUUGUAGAUGCUGGUACUGGGACUACAGCCAUUGGUUUAGCACUUGGAGCCAUAUGUUUGGGGCUCCCGUGGGAAGUAUAUGCAAUUAUGCUAGCUGAUAAUAUUGAUGGAUACAGAAAUCAGGAGGAAAGAUUGGUUUCUGAAUUCCAAAGGUGUUAUGAUUUUCCUUUUGUUGACGAAGUCAUAUUCAGGGAAAGUCUACAACUUCACUGGUUAGAACGCAGCCUCCCAAGAAAAUUUGGCAAUGUGUUGCCCGGAGAGGUAAAGGUAUGCCAACAAAUUGCACAGGAAACUGGAAUUCUGAUUGAUCCAAUAUACACUUUAGCCUCUUGGGAAUUGGCAACACGACUUAGCCAAAGAGAAGCACAUGGAGGUGCACAAGUGGUGAUGCUCCAUACUGGGGGCACAUUGGGCAUGUUUGGGUUAGCGCAGCGGUACAAGUCUCAGUUUGACUUGCUCAAAGGAGGAGCAUGCAGUUAAUAGCUAUAGAUGACUUUGAAAGUCUGGAGCAUUCAAAAUGCAAACUGAGUUGCAAUGAAAUCCAAAUUCCUUUAUAUCCAGAGUGUAAGCCUGCUUGUUCAUUGCGUUCUCUUUUCCUUUUUACUGUUUAACUCUCAUCCUGGGAUAAACCUGCCACAUUAGAGCAAGUAUUUUCAUAUAAUUUUGAUCUCACAUUUUUGUACUUUACUGUUUAGCUUUCCAAAAUUUGGUGCCAUAUUAGGCAGUUAAGUACCAGCAGUUGCAAAAUACUAGUAUAACUAAGAUGUAUAACUAAGAUGAAGAUAUUGUAGUGGGUGUGUGAUCAUACAAAAAAAAAAAAAAAAAAUAGAAAUUAUUAUUAGCAAUAAGGUUAAAGUGAUGCUUGUCAAAGAUAAAAUGUGUGAGGGAAGACACAUCUAAGAUGAUCAGGACAUGUGAGAAGAUCAACACACACUUCUGAGGAGAGUACAUGGAAUUAAGAAAUUUAUAACAAAAAGAGAUAAAGAGGCAGGGUUAAGAGAACUUGGUGGUAAACUGUUAAUAAUGGCCUUAAAAGGUUGUGUGUGACAACAACUUAAAUUAAUAAAAGAAAAAGGAUUGGUCUCAUGUUUGUGAACUGUCAUUUACAUUUGGCGCAAUCUUAUUAUCAUCCAAACUAGUACAUUAAAGUGUAAAACCAACCAAAACUAUGCACAACUCCCCUUACAGAACCAUAUUAUCUUACAGACAAAAGAUUUAUUUGUUCAGAUUGAGGAUCCUAACCUCUCAGUGUGACCUAAAGCUGCAACAAGGCUACAUAGUACUGUGUAUGAAAAUCUAGAGCUCAUCUUUAAAAGGUUCUCUUUGGGGAUUGUUUGAGGACAACUUGAUGGGGUAAGAGGCUUCCAUUGCUAUUCCACACAGUCCCUCUUCUGCACCCACCAUGCGCUGCAUCCUUAUGUAGCCAUGUUCUCCCCAUUCUGGUCCCCAUGAAUUCUUUACUAUCCAGUAUUUGGUGCCAUCCAGAGUUGUUCCAUAGCCCACGACUGCCACCCCAUGGUCCAGCUCUGUUCCACAGUGCCCAUUGAAAACUCCCUAAAAUUGCAUCACCAUUUCCGACAGUCUUUUAAGUUGAUUGUGCAGAAAUCCAAUAAAUUCUCACAUAAAUCUCGAACUAUUAAUGAUGUUUGUGCAGAAAAGCAAUGGUCCUUGGUUUUGGGUUUUGUACUUAAUAAUUUCAAGUUUCUGAACACCAGGGUUGUGUUUAGGUUGUUUUGGCUUGUGCCAUACUGAACUACCUAGGUUGCUAUUUUUUUGAAGCUAUACUAUAUUGUGAAUCUUAUAAAAUCAACUAAACACGACCCUUUGAAGUUUGGUUGUUUCUGUUCAAUGUUGUUCUGAAGGUUUGAACAUUGCCAGCAAUUAAAAUACGAGAAGCUUUAAUUACCUCUGAAUAGAAUUGAAGAUCAGAACCGCCGGCAUCUAUUGCAACGGACACAGGCUGAUGUGCAACAGCUUUCUUCAAGGCGUAUUCAUUGUUGAUAGGUACGUUUUCAUGCCCAUCAAUCAUCACCACCGGGGAAUUCAUCUGCAAAAAUGUGAAAGAUUAGCAGAAAUUACCUAUGUUAACUCAUGUCACUUUAGAUGCUUUACCAAAUGAUAUGAGUUUUUGGUUAAACUUCUGAAGAAUAGUUGUAGUAUACUUUUGCUGAAUCACAGUUGCCAUCUCUUGCUCUGUAAGGGUAUAUCCACUCGGCUGUCAGCCCCCUAGUUUUCUUGAUGAACUCAAAUGCAUUUUCCAUUAGUCCUCCAUUGCAUCCUUCAUUAUCCUUUUCACAAUCCACCAGUUCUUGCUCGGACAAAGAAACUAGCUCAUUUGUUUUGAUCUUGUUAAUGCCCUCCACUGCAACGACAGCUGAGAAUGCCCAGCAGCUACCUGUAACACCAAGCAAUUGUUGUAAAUAGCAAGCAAUACUGUGAUCAGAAGGCACAGUGACUGCACCAUUCCUCCUCCAAUCGACGGACGGUGGCAGAUUGCUGGCCUUCUCGUACAUGAAGCUGGUGCAGCCUCGGCUGCCCCGGAGCAUCCGGAAGUGCUUAAUGUUGGAGCUGUAACUGCAUCUGAACUCGUGGCUGGUCAGGUCUCCAAACUUGUUGAGUUUCAGCUUGUAAGGCCUGUCCAUCUUGUUCACCCUGUGAAUAUACUGCACAUUCAUCUUGAACACGUUGAAACGCUGCCGCUUCUCGUCGAGGUCCCGGGACACCCGAUGCUGGCUCCGCCACCUCUCGUACAAGUCCCACAAUCUCUCUUCAGAAGCCAAGUCCUCUUCAGUAAAAUCAAAGCUCCUGACCGCCCCAAAAACCAGAGCCAGUGAAAGAACCGCCACCAGAAGCUUUCCCAACUCCAUUGUGGGUAUUGCAGCUCGGGUUUCUGAAACUGAUGAUGGAAGAAGAUGAACUCUUAUCUUGUAGGUAUUGCUGAUCAAAAGUGGAACUGGUUAAUAUAUAGUGUGGUCUGAUGCUCUUUAAAGGCUUAAAGCUGAAAGUGAGGUGAAAAGAGGGUUGUCCUUUCCGAAUUUGUUAUGCUAUUUUUAGAGUUUUGUUCACUUUAUAUAGGUUGUAUGAUUCGAGAGUUUCAGAGUUUGUUAUGCUCUUGGUGUUGGGCACUCAAGAGUGACAAGUCUGGCUCUGCUGGGAAGGAAAAGAACACAAACCGCCGUGGCUUUCUUGGAACUUUUUUUAUUUUUUAUUCUUUUUAAAUUUUUGUGUAGAAAGCCAGCUUCAGGCUUCAGGCUUCAGCUGUUGAAUGCUGGGACUUGCGUACACUGAUUUCUGCACUUCGGGCUGAUAAACAAACAAAAGUUGUAUUCUUCA
Diospyros lotus (date-plum) is the source of this 6677-nucleotide messenger RNA. Its product is annotated as oxysterol-binding protein-related protein 1D. The transcript is spliced from 14 exons. NCBI's taxonomy places the organism in Eukaryota, Viridiplantae, Streptophyta, Magnoliopsida, Ericales, Ebenaceae. Gene Ontology annotation, cellular component: cytosol; membrane; intracellular membrane-bounded organelle. Gene Ontology annotation, molecular function: D-cysteine desulfhydrase activity; sterol binding. The record is from RefSeq and is a predicted model, not a curated record. The coding region runs from base 333 to 3824 and encodes 1163 amino acids.